Molecule: messenger RNA, 984 nt
Organism: Pocillopora meandrina
Lineage: Eukaryota; Metazoa; Cnidaria; Anthozoa; Scleractinia; Pocilloporidae
Source: the annotation of a GenBank genome assembly
UUUCAGGGCGGGACACAAAAAUAUCCAAAGGUAACUCUCAAGAUCCCGUUUACGUUUCACGUAAUCACAACAGACACUCAGAAUAGACGUUAACAUCAUCAAUAGCCAAUGAGCACUUAAAGCGCUUACAGGCAAACUACUUGAAGCGCGGGAAAACGCGGGUGACCCAGUCGCGACUGGUUUUCAUCUUACAUCUGAUUGGUUGAAAAGGAGGCAAUAGCAGAUUACUUUUGCCGCUCAAUGUUGAAAUUUUUUCUAAUCAAAGCACGACACAAUAACCCCGGCCAUGGCUGAUAACAAAUUGAGACUCGAUCUGUGGUCAGGGUAGCACACAGGCAACUCUCAAAAAAAAAAAGCCAAAAUUUAAUUAAAAAGUUCUCCUUCAAAUUUUAAAAUGUGAUAACUUUCAUUGCGCGUUUUUGUUUCUCACCCUUCAAUUCAUAAAAUGGUGUCCAAUUCAAACAUUUUCCCAUUUUAGGAUAAUUCACAAUGUUGCAGAUGUUUUCAUGGCACCCCAGGAAACCCAGGGACUUCAGGAAAUCCAGGAAUACUAGGCCAGCACGGCGCCCCAGGACAGCAGGGAGCUCGAGGGGAGCCUGGUGCGAUUGGAGCACCUGGUCUGCCCGGCAGUUCAGCGGCAUCAAACUGGAAACAAUGCGCAUGGAAGAACGACAAUAGCGAAGUAGACGACAGCAAAAUAUCUGUAAGUAUGUUUUUUUGGUAUGUCAUUUGUAUUCCGGCUUCGUGCGCUAUUAGAAACUCUGAAAUGAUCAUUGAGUGAAGAAGACUAGCGGUUUGAUUGUUGAAAUGUUGCGAUCUUCACGUGAUAGCUGGUUUUCAACUGAUGGUAACUUUACAUUGUGAGGGAAACUAUUAAACAUUACUCAUCAUCACAUGCGUAAUAAACAAUUUUUUGAGAACAUGAUGCGACUUACGUGUCUAUCUCCUCUCUCUGAUUUUUCAGGAGUGCUCAAUUAUAAAUAA